Molecule: messenger RNA, 6785 nt
Organism: Epinephelus fuscoguttatus (brown-marbled grouper)
Lineage: Eukaryota; Metazoa; Chordata; Actinopteri; Perciformes; Serranidae
Product: chloride intracellular channel protein 4
Exons: 6
Coding region: 518-3751 (1077 amino acids)
Source: RefSeq, a predicted model, not a curated record
UGUCUUAUGUUCCGUGGAGGUAAAUCUCAGAAUCUGGAUUUUCUUUCCUUUGCCUGGAAAUUUGGAACUUUCUGGGAAUCUUACAGGACUUUAACAAUCUUCAAGGCUUUGAAAACACUCUGAGAUCCAUCUCAGAAGCACUUUGGAAACCUGGACUCAUCUGGAAAUCGUUCUUCACAGCAGAACUUGGAAGCUAUUACAGGAUUUGAGUCCUUUUGUGACCUUCGUGACACUUUUUACAUACUCCUAGUCCCUUGCCUUGGAACAUCAGAGACACCUGAUUGUUUUUGAAUACUUUCUGGAAUACUAGGUUCAUUGUACAAUCUUUGGAAGCCUGGCGUUAUCAGAAGCACACUGAGAUUUACUUUUUGACCUAACCUGUAAACUGGAACCAUUCUGCAAUCUAAGUCUUUGUACUUCUAAAAUCUAUCUUUGGCUGUUUCAGGAAUUUUGGACACAAACCGAACUGUACGCUGAUUCCUGAGUAAGUCCCCCAUCAUUCCCUCAAACUUUCCCAAUGGCUCAGUCAGGCUCUUGCCCAAACUCAGAUCUGCCAAAUGGCGCCAUUGUCCAUGGCCCGCUAGGUAUUUGUUCAGACCCAGAUACCCAGAGAGGAAGAGAGGACGAGGAAGGAGAAGAGGAAGAUGAGGAGGUGGAACUAGCUGAGGAAGUAGGGGAGGAUGUUUUGAUGAUGGCUGAAGCAGAAGAGGGGGAAGUCGAAGGAGAGAGCACAGAGCAGAGUGAAAGGGACGAAGUGGGGAUUAUCCAAGUGGCGCUGUUACAAAAUGGAGUAAUACAAGAGGGGGAGGAAGGAGGUGAAAGACUGGAGGAAAACUCUGAGGAAGGAGCAGAACUGGUGGAUGAAGAGUAUGACAUGAUAGAACAGACAAGAGAGACAGACGGUGAGGGCAAGGGAGAGCAAGAGUCAAAAGACACAGAGGCAGCAUUGAUAGAGGAUAAGAAAGGUCAAGAGCAGAUAUUAGACAGCAAUGAACAAAAUGAAGACAGCAGGGAAGGUGAAGAAAUUAAACAAGAGGCAGUGACAGCAAGUUCAGCAACAGAGCUCACAGAGGACGAGACCAGUGACAAAGACAAUGGGUUGGUAAAGGUAGUGUCCAGUUGGGAUGAUGGAGAGCAUGUUCAGGAUUCUCUGGUAGAAGAGGCAGGAGAGGAUACACAGGUGUCUACAGAAGACACAGACAAAGCAGAGGUUGUUACUCUACCCACUAAUGUUGACGUAACAGAAAGCUUUGGGGAUCCAACAAUAGAUGUGACCCCUGUUGCCAUUUGGACGAAAGAACAAGCCAACAAUCAAGAUGAUCUAUACCAAACCUCAGCUGUUGGCAACAGUACCAUAACCUUUGAUGCAACUGACACAAUCAAAGCGGUGGCCAAUCAAACCGAUCAAUUAACCAGCGAGAACGGAGAGGAAACGAAAAACACUGAUGAGAAGGACAACUCACAACCCAGCAAACAGGAAGUUGAGUCUGUUAAUAAUAACAUCACAUGGCAACAGAAGGAUGUCAUAGAGGCAAAGGCUGAGGCUGAGGGAAGCACAGAAUUUGUGGAAGACUCAAUGUCAACCUCUGAUAAUGUUCAAGACAUAGAGGGUGAAGCAAAACAGAAUGGUGAGACACCAGACUUUGCCUCUGAAGCCUCUGAGGAACAGCCACAAACAGAAGUAGGGAUUGAGGAAACGCGGGUGGUAGGGAUCAACCAGAAGGAGCAAGAGGAAAAGUCAGUCCGACAGGUUGAGGUUAAUACUCUAUCAUUGAUGGGUGGGGGAGGACAGAGUGCGGAGGAGGAUGGGAAGACAGGCGAUAACGUUAUUAGAGAGUCAGUAGGUGAGGAAGAGCACAGACAAUCAGGAGAUCUAGAAAUGCGAGAGAAUAUUGUUCAAGUUACAAACCAGGCUAAGGUAGAUCUCCAAGAACCUGUACAGCAGUGUGUGGAGGAGGUACUUUUAGACACACAAAAAGAUUUGGACCAGGUGGAGGAGGCCUUUGAACUGGAGGAAGGGGGUGAAGUUGAACCUAAUCAGUCAGUAGGUGAGGGGACAUCAGAGGAGAACGAGUCCACAACAGAGGAGGGUAAUGUCUUGCAAGAAGAUCUUUCACAGAUGCUCAGAGAAGUAGGAACAGAUUGGGGAGAAAAACUGAGAGAGCAGGUCCUUGUAGAAGAUCAGAAGGGAGGAGGAGCAGAAAAAGAAGAAGAAGAAGAAGAAGAAACAAUGGAGGGCGAGGUAGAGAUGGCAGAAGAGCCUGUGACUGUUUUAGAUGAUGAGAUUGAAGAGGAAGAGGAGAGCCAGAGGAGAGAACUUGAAGAACAAAAGCCUGCCGCCAUUACAGCCCCCUGUGAAACCAACAUAGCUGAGACAAAGGAUGGAGAGCAUCAAGAACUGCAAGAACAGAAGCUUGAACUUGGUAAGGAGAAUGAGGAACAGAAAAAUGAAAAAGGAGAGGUAGAGAGGGACGAGAAGCCAAAAGAUGACAACAGAGAGGUAGAGCUGGAUAUCAAUGGAAGAGUUAAAGGACUGAAGCAAGCAAUGGAGAAUGGAAUUUUGAGUCCUGAACCACAGCCACUCAGGAAAGAAGAAUGUGGAACGACAAGAGUGCUGUCACCCAGGAGAAAAGAUAAUGACUGGAUUAAAAAAGUUCAAUGCGAGGAAGAGGGAGAACCACAAAUAAAAGACUGGAGGAAAGAACUGAAGCCUGUGAAAAAAGACAUCUGGGAACCCGAGAGGGGACGAAAAGAAUGGCCGAAGAGGGAAACAUCACCAGAGGAGAAAAGUCCUCCAAAGAAGGAGGACUGGAUAAAAGAGCUGAAGUCAGUGAUUAAAAAUGAAUCCCUGCCCAAAAAGAGGGAUGAGCAGGUGAAGAAAAAGCGGGUGGUGCUGUUGGAGGAUGGCCAUUCAUACAUCCCCCAGCGGGAAGAGAUGAUUGAGGAGAGAAAAGAGGAGGUGAAACUGAUCUCCCAUAGGAGGGUGGGGAGCCCUUUGCCUCCUGAGCACAGGAACAGAGCAACACCCCAAGACCAGGACUACGAGAUCUCACUUUAUGUCAAGGCAGGGAGUGAUGGCGAGAGCAUUGGUAACUGUCCAUUCUCUCAGAGGCUCUUUAUGAUCCUGUGGCUUAAAGGAGUCAUCUUCAACGUCACCACUGUUGACCUCAAAAGGAAGCCAGCGGACCUGCAGGACCUCGCUCCAGGAACCAACCCUCCUUUUGUGACCUUUAACGGCGAGGUCAAGGUUGAUGUCAACAAGAUCGAGGAGUUCCUGGAGGAGAAACUGAUCCCACCACGCUACCCCAGACUGGCUCCCAGACACCGUGAAGCCAACACGGCGGGCAUUGAUGUGUUCGCCAAGUUCUCAGCUUACAUCAAGAACCCAAGGAAAGACACCAAUGAUGCCUUAGAGAAAGCCUUGCUGAAGUCUCUCCGGCGUCUCGAUGACUUCCUGAGGACUCCCCUGCCUGAGGAGAUCGAUGCAGACGCCUCAGGAGACCUGCCUGAGUCCUCCAGGAGCUUUCUAGAUGGAUCCGAGCUCACCCUGGCUGACUGCAACCUGCUGCCUAAACUACACAUUCUUAAGGUCGUCGCCAAGAAAUACAGAGGCUUUGAGAUCCCGGCGGAGAUGACGGGGGUGUGGAGGUAUUUAAACAGCGCCUAUCAGAAGGAGGAGUUCACCAGCACCUGCCCCGCUGAGAGGGAGAUCCACUUUGCCUAUCUGGAUGUCGCGAAGCAAAUAAAAUAAAAUGAAGAGGAAAGACGUCAAACAGAGAGGAGCAAAGUGACUUUAGUAAACUGCGGAGAGAUGUAUCAGGCGUAUCUGUAGGAGGUACAAGUAGUUGUGGGACAUAGUUAAAAAAGGAAACACGACAAAUGAAGAAUAAGAGCUUCAGGUUAUAGACUAGGCCCAUCCAAACUGAUAGGCUACUAAAACUCCAGUGUGUGUGUCGACAGUGUGUGCAUGUGUGUGUGUGUGUGCUCUCACGGGUUGGGUUGCACAGUCUACUGUAUCUUUAUGCUAAUCCUUUUACAAAUAAUCACAACCAGUAAUUGUUGUAGUCUUGUAGAACUUUUGUAGGUUUUCACUUUUCAGACGAUGGCAGGGCCAAGUGCACUGCAAAGAUGAAAUCAGCAGCACAGUGAACAAGCCUCACGCUUCAGUAUCACUGCAUUAGGAACCGUUCAGUCGGUGUUUAGCUAAUAUUGUGUCGUCGAACGAUUAGGUCUUGGUUAACACUUGUUUUUUCCAUUUGAUUUUAUCAUAUUAAUAACUCAGGUGAGGAAUGACAGAACAUUAUAAACACUGUACCAUCAUGAGGGCCCUUUAAUGCGUGCACAAAAGAACGGUUUGACAUUUUGGGAAAUGCACUCAUUUGCAUUCUUGCCAAGAGUAAAGCCUAGUUCACAUUACACUAUUUUCAUCCUAAUUUUGUGUCACAGAGACUAUCGUAAUCUUUAAUCUGUGUGUGCACACCACAAGAUUUCGCCGACAGAGCCCCAGAUAACGCGGUGACGUCACCAAACUUGGAGACGACACAUCGUAAAGGCAUGGAUAUUCUUUAUUAUCCUGGGUCCAAACACACCGCGCUCCCCGUGAUCCUGUGGAUGCUGCCAUUAUUAUUGUUGCUUGCCGGCUUGUCAGUGUUGCCAGAUCUUGGAAGAGAAACAAGCAACCAGUGCUGUGGAAACAAGCCCAAAAGAAGCAACUAUCAUGCGUUUAAAUAACUUAUUAGACAGAUAUAUAUAGAGGAAGGUGACGUUUAGAGAGCAAGCCCAAAUAAGCAACUCCACUUUAGAAACAAGCCCAAAGUCGCGGCUAAUAAGUGGACCUGGCAACCCUGUGUCUUGUCCUCAUCACAUUUUCUUCAUCCUCCUGCGUGCUGACAUGGGACGUAUCCCGCCUCUCAUUGGCUGAUGCUCUUUAUCAGUCGUGUCAGUCUUCUCCAGUUUUCUAGCAUGCCAGAUAUCCAGUCUGUUACAAGACACCUAACAUUAUGCCUGACUCGCUACCUGACACUCCUAACGCUGGUAACUGUAACCUUUAACUAAGCUUUGUUAUUUCCCUGUGGUGUGCAGUUGGACUUGAACGUAUGCCUCACUUACCUAAUGUGUGUAGAUCUCUGAGCUGUCUAGGGGGUAAAUGGGUUACUCACCCUUCAUCAGACCUGACCGCUACUGUAGGCGGCCACCCCGACCCUACGCUUUGGGCGUCCCCUCCGGUCGACGGCCAGGCUGGGCCAGCACAAGCAGCGUUGUUGUGAUUUUAGUUUAUAGGGGGGGUUGAACGCGACCCCAGAUCAGGUGAGGUGUGUAGUAGCGUUCCCAGAUCGGUGGAUUUUGUCUCCGGAUUUCUGAAUGUCUGUCGGAAUCUUCUGCAGAAAUGUGGCGUGGCAGUCUGUCGGCGUCUCCAGCAGCCAGCCUCGACUCCAAUCAACCGCCGCCUUUUCAGGUGUGUGAGCUCCUAGGAAGGGGAGCUACCCAGUACCCCAAGUGGAACAUCAGCUUCUCCCUGCUUCCUAACUCCACCCCUAACUGAACACCUAGGCCUCCUAAUUAUGUGCCAUAACACAGUCCCAGUCGCAGUCAAGGGGGCGACUUGCUCGUGGGCUUGUUCACACAGAGGACUCGUCGGGGCAGACUAUCUGCCGACUCACCUCCGACCCAAGGUGGCUCUCAAGAUCCUCUGCGACGUCAAAAUCGCAGUGAAAAUCGUGUAAUGUGAACUUGGCUUUAGGUGAGAAUAUGGAUACCACUCUGGUGUGUACACUAAACAUGAAGUUAGAGCCAGGUGUUGGUUAGCUUAGCCUACAAACAUGGAAGUGACUGAUCCGACCAAGAAAUACUGUCGUUUCAGUAUGACGGACUUCUUAAAUACAAGUUUAGUUGCCAGAGGGGCAAAACAACCAGUCACCUGGAGCAUGAAAUAUGUCAUGGUAUGGUUUUAUAAUUGCCGAGUUGUAGGUUAUUUUGGUCCCAGAACUUGCCAGCUGUCUUCUAUGCAUUCCCAAAAAUGGAAGUCUGUCAUCAGCCCAGCCUCCCUUAAAGUGUUCAAUGGAUCCACUGCGUGUUGUACUCCUGCUCCGAAAGUCCAACUAACCCUCCCACAUUGUCCAUUUGCUUCACUAAAUAUCUGUAUUCCUGGUAAUGAUGGAUGAAUCAAUGGUCAAGUGAAGUCCGACAGUUAAAGCAGUUAGGAGCCUUUUCUACUUGUACAUUUAUUGAUAGUUAAUUGAACUGAAUGUGUACUCUCUAUAUUGAUGCAAUGAGACUAUUUACGAUACUCUGAUCGUCUUUGACAUGCUUCUUUUGUAUCUGUUGUUACUGACUGGCUGAGUGUGGGCAGGCCUCGGUGCUGGUUGGUUUAACUGCUGGUAAUGACUCUGUGAUUGACCGCCAUCUGGUGAAAAAGUUGCGUUCAUGACAUACAACAGCCACCUCGAUUAAAAACUGUGCCUCCUGUUGUUUUAUCUUGAUUGAUUCGGUAUUUUAUUACAGGUUAAGGUUUAAUCAAUUAAAUAAAUGAUUUAGUAAUUCUGAAGAAACCAUCUCCCAACCCAAAUUCAGAAAAAAAGAGGACAGAAUUUGUUUCUUGUUCCCUUGAAUGCAGCUUUAUUUCGUUAAAAUCGCUUGUUUGAUUGAUGGACAGAAGUGGUUGAGUACGUUUUAGACAUCUUCCAGUUUGGCAGAGAUGAGCAUUAUCUGCACCAAAGCAACCGUGACACCAGCCUGCUGUGUUCUGGCCUUAUAUCCUCUCCGGGGAGAAUCUUUAUUAAACUGAU